This is a messenger RNA of Xenia sp. Carnegie-2017, 870 nucleotides long. RefSeq lists its product as uncharacterized. The transcript has 2 exons. The record is from RefSeq and is a predicted model, not a curated record. The coding region runs from base 160 to 849 and encodes 229 amino acids. NCBI's taxonomy places the organism in Eukaryota, Metazoa, Cnidaria, Anthozoa, Malacalcyonacea, Xeniidae.
AGCAGUGUAGCUAGGUUCUUAGCCAAUUGCAAUCGAGAUUGCAUAAUAUGCAUAAUAAUAGUAUUUCCCAAGACUUCUGACUGGGAAAAGCCAAAAGUCAUUUCUCACUGGAUCACUGGGGAAAGCCGAAAUCAUUUCUGACUACGGAAAGCUGAAAAUAUGUCGAAGCGCAGGCGUAACAAUUGUCAAUCGGUUGACGAUUUGCGAAAAGAUGUCAACGAGGAACUACAUCAAGAAUAUGUGGGGUCGAGGAUAUUAAGUGAUAUCCAAUCUAUUAAUUUGAAAGUCUGCAAUGAUCUAAAUGUUGAUGUAAUUCUGUUUGUUCUUGUUUUGAAAUAUGGGUUGUCACUUGUGUGCUCUAUUGCCAAUGUUGCGUCUUCUUUGCUUGUACUCCCCGUAAAUGUAUGCCAAGAAGUGUUGGCUUUGGUAUGUCCCAAUUUAGAAGAAGAAGAUGGAAAUGUUCUUUUACAGUCCGCUUCUAAAUUAAAAGUUCCUAGUACAACCGAUAGGAAGUUGCAUGUAUUUACACCUUCAUGCUCCAAAUGUAUUAAGUGCAACCAUGAUCUUGUGAGCUACAAUAAGCCAGUAAAAGUUCAGGUACACGAUCUUUCUGGAACUACCGAUGGAGUGAAAGUUUCGCUUAGAUGCAAUCGCUGUAAUUUGCUUUAUGGAUAUUCCAAGUACGGUAAUGGGAAAGAUGGCUGGAUGUUAUAUCCCGAACAAAGAAAAAUGAUCAAGGCUACGGAUGUCUGUUUUGUUGAUUCAACUUUGCUUCAGUGGCAGCUGUCACUCGCAUUUUGGAGAGAAACAAGUUGCUGCUUCAUUUUGGGUCGGCGAGAUGGAGAAUGAGUCGAGGGAAUUGGGGCAACU